AGCCUCCCAUACUUCUUGCGCAGACGGCAAAACAGAUUUCUUCCGUAGAAGCACACUUUUUUCACUGUCACUGUUGAUUAGUCAAGCCUGAUGGAGUCUUCCUAUGUGGUACCGAAAACAACUGGUACGGUAGUUGCUGUGCUGAGCGUGCUUGUGUUGGCCGGGGUACCAAGAAUAGGUUCGCAAUGUGUAGAAACAAGAGUUGCUGAAGUUCAUGAUACAGGGUUUUUUGGCUGUUCCACGCCUAUCAUGAGACACGUUCCUCGGUGGAAGAUCAACGAGCAGAUGUACCUAGUCUCACAUCUUCCACCAGAAAUCACUCACAACGGAUGGCAUAACAUUUCAAUUAGUACAGCGGGCUGUGAAAUGAAAGUUACGUGCUUUUUUAGGCUAUCUUUCGAAUCAAGAUUUUCAACAUUUAUAGUAACACUGUCGAGCCUGUUAGUGCAACAUCUUGUGAUGAUCUGCCCUUUUGUAACGAAGAAAAUUUAAUAUUUGAAUAUCAUGGAGAAUUCUUCACGGUUUAUAUGGGUAGCCAGUCAUAUGGUGAAAACUGCACAGUAUCAGUUACCAUUUCAGAUUGGCAAAGUAAUCAAACUGUUUGUAAGUAUCCAGUCUAAAAGAGAAUAACACAAUGAUUGAGUUAGACUCUAUGAAUAUGUUGUAUGGAAAAAAUGUUGCAGUUACAUUUGAUAAUGAUUGUGAUCACUGUGAAGAAAACCAUUUUUACUUACCUGAUAUAAAGCUAACAGUCAAGUUUGUUUCAAGUAAUAUGUCAGGAACUAUAAUAGAAGAUCUCUCUAAUGACUAUUGUGACUUCAACAGUCUCAUCAUCAACUACAGAAUAUGCAUAAACUCAGGAGGGACAAAUCAAUGCUUUGAGAAUCCAUGUGGAAAUGGUGAAAUCUAUACAUCACGUUGUGGCAGUGAUCCUCCGCAAAGAGUUGUCAGUCUUGAAACUAAUGGUGUUGAAAAUGGAGCAAUCAUUUCCAUCUUCUGCUUUGGGAUUGAUUGCAAAGGAAACCCCACUAAUGUGAUGGUCUUUAACAUCAAAAUUGCAAUCUGUGAAGAGGGCAGUAUGUGUAUAGAAGAGAAUCAAACAGGAAAUACCACGAAUAUGGCCGGUACGUCUAGUCACCUCCUCAACCUCCUCAUGAGACACCUACGGCGAUGUCUUCCCCUGGAACUACACAAAGCCCCGGUGAUUUAGCUGCUGCUGUUUUUGCAACAUUGUGGGCAUCACACAGAUAACACGUUACCCCCCAAAAAAGAGUGUGGAAGUCUUAAAAUAAAAAUACUCCCACUGUUCCUGUUAUUUUAUCCUGACAUUAUCCAUUGCGUCAAUGAUUGUCCCUCAGUCCUCCACCAACAGGUUGCGAUUGCCUGAAAUUGAAGGCAUGUCCACAGACCAUCAUACCGAGAAGUUGUGUGGCUA
Messenger RNA from Geodia barretti, 1435 nucleotides. NCBI's taxonomy places the organism in Eukaryota, Metazoa, Porifera, Demospongiae, Tetractinellida, Geodiidae. The record is from the annotation of a GenBank genome assembly.